Anopheles arabiensis is the source of this 649-nucleotide messenger RNA. Its product is annotated as shematrin-like protein 1. The transcript has 2 exons. Lineage: Eukaryota; Metazoa; Arthropoda; Insecta; Diptera; Culicidae. The record is from RefSeq and is a predicted model, not a curated record. The coding region runs from base 119 to 490 and encodes 123 amino acids.
AAGUAUAAAACCGCACUUCUGCCAACGGUAAGGCAUCAAACAGCCUCGAGCAACAUCGUCCGCAGCACAUUUGCUUCCAAGCUAGCUUCCAAACCAACCCCAACUAAAAACCAUCAUCAUGAAGGUCUUCAUUGCAUCGAUCGCUCUGGUUCUGCUGGCCGUCGCUGAAGCUUCCUACCUGCCGUACGGUGGUGGUUUGGUUGGAUACGGCUCGACCUGGCCGGUGACGACCUCGGUCGCAUACCCAUCGUACGGACUGUACGGCAAGUCGGUGCUGCCGCUGGCCACCGCCAAGUACGCCUAUCCGUCGGUGUACAACAGCUACCCACUGGUCAACAAAGUCGUUUCGUACGCCGCACCGGCUAAGGUGGUGAGCUAUGGCGGAUACGGCUAUGGCGGUUACGGCUAUGGUGCCGGAUAUGGCUACGGUGCCGGUUACGGCUACGGAUUGGGCUACGGAAAGGUGCUGCCGUCGAAGUACUACCUGUAAUCGGUGGGAUGUGUUUGUGGCACAAUCGAACAAAUGGACAACCGGAGCAACCUGGAAACAGGAAAAAAUGUACAGACAAACAGAAUUUGUAUAAAAAACAGUUUUAAUAUAAAUCAGCAAAAGCAACAUUAAAACAUUAUGUCGAAUUUUCUAAAGUUA